UUGUGAUGGGAUACGCGAACAAAACUGGAAGUUCCUGUUUCUCAGAUUUUUUGUUCAUCCGAUAAUGGAAGAAAGUUAAUGUCACCCGCUCUCAUUAAACGCCGUCAAAAUUUAACCGUACAAUCAUGAUUAUUUUUGAAGGAAAAUGAAAGAAUUAACAAGUAGAUAUAUACAUCUGAGGAACUGGAACAUUUAAACAUCCAAAAAGAGAAUUCAACGCGCGGAUCGCUACGCCGAGCUCACUGUUUUGCGCCUCCCUGGGCCUGAUGGAGGAGGCAUACGAGGAGCUGUACCGGGAGUUCCUGAGGCUGCGAUCGCUGUGUCUGAAGCAGGCCGCCCUACUCCGCCACCUCACCCAGGCGCUGGCGCAGCAGAAAGCAGCGGCCGCUGCUCCUAAUGCAGACCCCAGGGGACCUGGUGCUGUCCCCAUCCUGUGUACGGAGGACAAACGGGGCUCCACCACUGAAGACUGGGCUCAGGCCAUGGCAAGAUUACUGCCCUCUGCUGGUCAGACGAGAGCCAGCACUGCUGCUGCAGGAGACGGCCGUGCAGCUGAUGUCAUCGCUGGGGGAAUGGACAGGUUGCAGCUCGGGUCUGCAGAGGAGUGCAGAGGAACAGAGACCCACAGAGCGGCCACCAUGGGCCCCUCGGUUUCUCCAGGUUUGAACAGAGAGCCGGCACCCCCCGAUGGCCCGGGGGACGAACUGCAGCCAGAACAGCAAUUGAGGGAGUUGUUCUACAAAGCAGUGGGAGGCAUAAACGGUUUUGAUGCUGGCGAUGGGACAACGCAAAGAAGAAAGCCGCUGUGGAUGUUCAGCUCUUUCCUGGACAGUGAGAUGUUGAGUCAGGGUGGGGGGCUGAUGAUGUCAGAGGUGGCGCUGCAUUCCCAGGUGUGCGAGUUCUGCCACGCCGUCUUUCCGGGGAACACCACUACACGGGGCGAUUUCCUGCGCCACCUGACCGCGCACAUCAUCUGACAAGGUGCCUCCGCAGGACCACAGCGAGGAACCUCCCCUCUCCAGACCGAACCCCCCCUCUCCAAAUGGAACCCCA
Molecule: messenger RNA, 1053 nt
Organism: Anguilla anguilla (European eel)
Lineage: Eukaryota; Metazoa; Chordata; Actinopteri; Anguilliformes; Anguillidae
Exons: 4
Coding region: 267-977 (236 amino acids)
Biological process (GO): canonical NF-kappaB signal transduction
Source: RefSeq, a predicted model, not a curated record